GUUUUCUCAUUACAAAGAACGGACGAUGUCGACCUCCAAGAAGAUCGUGUUGAAGAGCUCGGAUGGCCACAUCUUUGAGGUUGAAGAAGCAGUGGCUCUCCAGUCGCAGACCAUAGCUCACAUGAUUGAAGAUGAUUGCGUCGACAAUGGAAUCCCUAUUUCCAACAUUAAUGGCGAGAUCCUCUCUAAAGUGAUCGAGUAUUGCAAGAAACACGUCGUCCUCCCCGAUGGUGACUCGUCCUCUUCCUCUAGAGAGGAGCUCAAGGCUUGGGAUGCCGAGUUCAUGAAAACAGACCAGUCGACGAUCUUUAACCUUAUUCUUGCUGCUAAUUUUCUGAAUAUAAAAAAUCUUCUUGAUCUUGGUUGCCAAACAGUGGCUGAUAUGAUCACAGGUAAAACUCCAGAGGAGACUCGUACUGUGUUAAACAUCGAGAACGAUUUCACACCCGAAGAAGAGGAAGAGAUUCGCAAAGAAAACCAAUGGGCUUUUGAAUGAAUGUGUCGAUGAUCUCUUUGGAUGACUUAGUCUCUUUCUCACCUUAUUCGUGUGCUUUCUUUGCGAUGGAUAAUAAAUUAAUAAGAGCAAUGAUUUUUUCUCUUUUCUAUAACGUUUCUUUUUGUUAAUUUUAUAAGGAGUUAGCAUAUUCAAUGAAAUAUACCAAAUAU
This is a messenger RNA of Brassica oleracea var. oleracea, 666 nucleotides long. RefSeq names its product SKP1-like protein 1A. The transcript has 2 exons. Gene Ontology annotation, molecular function: cullin family protein binding. Gene Ontology annotation, cellular component: cytoplasm; nucleus. The record is from RefSeq and is a predicted model, not a curated record. The coding region runs from base 26 to 496 and encodes 156 amino acids. Lineage: Eukaryota; Viridiplantae; Streptophyta; Magnoliopsida; Brassicales; Brassicaceae. Gene Ontology annotation, biological process: SCF-dependent proteasomal ubiquitin-dependent protein catabolic process.